GGGUGCCCUGUGUUUGGGAGAAAACUCCCUUUCCCCAAACACAACUCACCCUUAUAUGGGUGUAGCUAACCACAAAUAUCGGUAGUAUAUAUUCUAUAUGAGGGUGCAUUUGUCUUUUCUUGCCUAUUUCAAACUAAAAGUGUGCCACAGCCACGGAGAAGCAGGGGAAGAAGAGGAGGACGUUGACAUUGACGAAGAAGAGGAGGUGAAGGACGAUGACGCGGAGGAGGAGGAGGAGGAGGAGGAGGAGGGGAAAGACAAGGAGGAGGAGGAGGAAGAAGAGGAGGAAGAAGAAAAGGAAGAAGAGGAGGAGGAGGAGGAGGAGAAGGAGGACAACGAUGAUGAGGAGGACAACGAGAUAGAAAAAGAAGAGGAGGUGAAGGACGAUGAAGUGAAGGAGGAGGACGAGGAGGAGGAAGACGAGGACGACAAGGAUGGCGAGGAAAAAGAGGAGGACGAGGAGGAGGAUGGGGAAGAGAAAGAGGGAGAUGAGAAGGAGGAGGAGGACGACGAGGAGGAGGACGAGGAGGAGGUCGACGAGGACUAGGAGGCGGACAUCGAGGUAGAAGAAGAAAGGGGGGGGGGGAGGAGGAGGUGUGGGGCGAAGGGAAGCAAACUCACCUAG
Molecule: messenger RNA, 625 nt
Organism: Chara braunii
Lineage: Eukaryota; Viridiplantae; Streptophyta; Charophyceae; Charales; Characeae
Source: the annotation of a GenBank genome assembly